AUGCUGCAGCAACCGCCGGCGCCGCUCUCGUCCCACGCGGGGUCGACGGCGAGUACAAGUACGGCCGCCGGUCGCUCCCGCUUCUCCAAGGCGCUGCCUUCGAUUCCUGCCCCCGUUUCGCUCACCCUCACCAUCCCUCCGCACCGUCCUGCCGCCGCCUCCCCUCAGCACCUGCCCAAGGCCCUUCCUCACCUGCCUCGUCCUCCCCCGCGCCGUCCCGACAAGGACGAUUGCAAGAAUAUAAGAAGUGCCAUCGCGAGGAAGCCCGUCGGUCAGUCAUCCUCGUCGACGAGUCUGCAGACGCCCGCCUCCAGUCCCCCUCCGCCACCGAAGCCCGACACGCCGGCAACCGGUCCGCCUUCGACGACGGCCGUCACCAGCACCGCCGCCGCGACUCCCUCGUGCGCCAUGUCGAUACCCAGAAGACCCAUCGGUGGCAGCACCAGCACCGGCAACGGCGACGGCGACGCCAAGGGCACCGGCACCGGCACCGGCACCGGCGGCGACGGCGAGGCUCCCAAGUACCAGCUGGCCCAGCUGGCGCCCACCGACUCCUUCUCGAGCCUGCUGUUGGCCUAUUCCCCCGACGCGAGCGAGCCGACGGCCGGCGGCGCCGGUGCCAAGGUGCAGCCGUGGGAGCCUGCCGUCGGCGUCGCGAGCGAGGAGGGCGGCGGCCAACAACACGGGGCCGUCGCUGGAGCCGCUGGCGCUGCCGUGAACAGCCCUGCCCUCCCGCCCCAUCAGCGCGGCCAAACAGAUUCUCCCCUCCCCCCGUCCAAGGACGAAAAGGCUCUCCCUCAGCGACCUCGCACGCCCCCCUCGGCCAAAGCACAGCCGGACCUUCCGAAGCUCGACACGCCUCCCCGCCUCGAGAUCUGGCGCCGCCGUCCGCACAAGCAGGACGCCGCCCGCGAGCUCCCCGACCUCAGGCUCGACCAGAGUCACGGCUCGACGGCCUCGAGGCCCGCCUCCCAGCAGUCCUCUCCGACGAGGCCAAGAGCGGAGCCUCCACACCCGUCGCGCGCAUCCGAGGAAACCAUCAAGCCCACGACGACGCCCUAUCCACUUCACCCUGCGCCGCUCGAAUUGCCGAGCCGCAACGUGCAGCCUGCAGCAAAGGAGCAGCUAUCGUCGUCGUCGUCAUCGUCGUCGUCGUCAUCAUCGCCGCCGCCGCCGCCGCCGCCGCCGCAGCAGCAGGAGGUAGCCCAAGCUCGGGCCAUGGGUGGCAACGUGGUGUCGAGGCUGAACAAGGCCAAGGGCUCUCCCAAGCAGCACGCCGGCGGCGACGCCAACGUCGACCAUGCCCCCCGCUUGGCUGCCCAGCGACCCCCGACGCCCGAGUACCACAAGGAGGACAUCAAUUCGGCCCCGCCAGUCGUCGACACCUUCUCCUCUCCCGUCUCUCCCGCUUCGUCCUCGUCCUCGCCAAAGUGUCUCCCCGCCGAGGUGCCGUCCAAGGCGCCGCCGUCGCGCCCUUCCAAGGAGGCCCUCAAGGACGCGCUGGUCGGCAGCAGCAAUGCGCCUCCGAAACGGGCGCUGCCCCCCUCGGCACCCAACCUGCACGGCGCCGUCAGCCUCCAGAGCCUGAGAAACGACGCGAGGGCUUCUGCGAGCAGCAGGUCAAGCCCGCGACGCCAUUCCCCCCCCGCCGAAGCGCUGGACCAGGCCAGGCUCCCGCCGCCGAGCUCGUCGACGAGAUCCGACGGCCGCCGCGUCGCGGAACCGCCGCGUCGCACCACGCCCGACGUGGAUCCGAGAAUCGUCUACUCCGAGUCGCACUCGCCCCUCUACAGGGGCAGGGAUGGAACGCUGUACCCCGAGAUGAAGAUGACGCACGAGCCGGAUCCGAAGGCGGCCUACUUUCCGUCGCAGGUCGUCGACGGGCCCGUCGAGCAGGGCAUCAUCAUCCCCGCCCAGCCGCUCAAGGACUCGCACUUCCACUGCUAUCAGAGCCACCGAAACAUGCACCGCCGCCGGAAUCAGCACUACCCCCUCACCUGCCAGACGUGCGACAAGGCCGACACGGAAGACCGGUGGGUCUGCACCUUUUGCUACCUGCGCAUCUGCGAGGCCUGUCAGCGGGCCUUCAACGGCCACCAACGAGUGCUGCGUCGCCUCGUCGACGAGCUGGCCCCGAGCACGCCCCUCAGCACCUCUUCCAUCCCCAGGCCCGACUCCCCUCUCGAGCUGCAGCUGGCGGCGUAG
This is a messenger RNA of Drechmeria coniospora, 2205 nucleotides long. RefSeq lists its product as uncharacterized. Lineage: Eukaryota; Fungi; Ascomycota; Sordariomycetes; Hypocreales; Ophiocordycipitaceae. The coding region runs from base 1 to 2205 and encodes 734 amino acids. The transcript has a single exon. The record is from RefSeq and is a predicted model, not a curated record.